This is a messenger RNA of Cydia pomonella (codling moth), 2374 nucleotides long. It is a transcript of the gene Psi, whose product is annotated as far upstream element-binding protein 3. NCBI's taxonomy places the organism in Eukaryota, Metazoa, Arthropoda, Insecta, Lepidoptera, Tortricidae. The record is from RefSeq and is a predicted model, not a curated record. Gene Ontology annotation, molecular function: mRNA binding. Gene Ontology annotation, cellular component: cytoplasm; nucleus. Gene Ontology annotation, biological process: regulation of DNA-templated transcription. Bases 119 to 2359 code for a protein of 746 amino acids. The transcript has 16 exons.
UGGUACGCCGCGUCUUUUCUCGCGACGCGAGUUGCGACAACCGAAUAAAUUUAUUUUGGGUUAUUUGAUCCUUUUUAAUGGCUGCCGUAUAACGACUGAAUGUGUACUUAAAUCAAACAUGAGUGAUUAUUCUUCUAUGGCUACGCUUCAAAACAAUAGCCAACCGGCGGGAUUUGCGGCUGCUCUACAACGUGCUAAAUUGGUUGCUGCUAAAAUCGAGGGUGGUGGUAGCAAGAGACCUUUGGAAGACGGACCAGAGCCGAGCGCAAAGAAAUUAGCUUCAAUUGACCCGGCAUAUCAACAACAACACGCAGCAAUGAGUUCAUCAUCGGCGGCGGCUGCUGCUGCAGCGGCAGCGGCUGCUGCGGCACGCAUCGCAGCAGCGAACCCCACACCACCAGCCCAGGCCCCACCUGGCCUGAUGCAGGACCAGACCCUCAAUGAGUACAUCCGGGUGCCGGACAAGAUGGUUGGCUUGAACAUACAGGCACCUGCUCUGCCUGGCCUGAUGCAAGAUCAAAUCCUCAAUGAGUACAUCCGAGUUCCGGACAAGAUGAUGGGCCUAAUUAUCGGUCGCGGCGGUGAGCAGAUCACCAGGUUGCAAGCGGAGUCCGGUUGCAAGAUCCAAAUGGCUCCCGGCUCUGGUGGUCAGCCGGACCGCGUCUGCACUCUCACUGGCUCAAGGGAGGCCAUCGCCCGCGCCAGGGAAUUGGUGAACCAAAUAGUGAACCAUCGUGGACGAGAAAAUGCGCCUCAACACGACGGGCCCGGCAUGGGCAUGGGCAUGGGCGGCGGCGACAUGGGCAGCCCGCCCAUGCAGAGGGGCGGCGGCGGCGGCGGAGGCGGCGGCGGCGGCGGUGGAGGUGGCCUCGCCAUUACUGAAGAAGUGAUGCUACCCGGUCCCAAAGUGGGUCUGAUCAUCGGCAAGAACGGCAAGACCAUCAAACAGUUGCAGGAACAAUCUGGCGCCAAGAUGGUCGUCAUCCAAGACGGACCCAACACAGAAUAUGAGAAGCCCCUACGUAUCUCAGGCGACCCGGGCAAAGUGGAGCACGCGAAGCAGCUCGUAUUCGAACUGUUAGCCGACAAGGAUGGUGGUGGCGGCGGCGGCGGCGGUGGCGGCGGCGGCCGACAGUACGACGACGUGUAUUCACCACAAGACCAGGGCAACCAUAUGGGCGGCAACCAAACUGAGGUAUUAGUACCAAAAAUAGCCGUCGGCGUUGUGAUCGGGCGCGGCGGAGACAUGAUUAAGAAAAUCCAGGCAGAAACCGGAUGCCGAGUUCAAUUCCACCAAGAGAGAGACGACGGGCCUGGAGAUAAGAGAUGUUACCUACAAGGCAAACCUCACCAAGUGGACCAAGCGCGUCAAAUGAUUGAAGAUUUAAUCGCCAGCGUCAACGUCUCGCACCAACGCGAAUCGCAAAGGCGGGAUCAAGAAGUGCGAUCCGGGCGCGGUCGCGGCGGCUCCGGGCAGCGCAACGGCGACCGCGGCGACUUCCAGCAGUGGCAGGACCAGGAGAUACGCGUCACCUUCACCGUGUCCAACCUGAAGUGCGGACUCAUCAUCGGCAGAGGUGGGGAAGUAAUAAAACAGAUCAACGCACAAUCGGGCGCGCACUGCGAGCUAGACCGCCGCGCACAGGGCGCGGACCGUAACAACCGCACCUUCUACAUCCGCGGACACCCAGACGCGGUUGAACACUGCAAGAGGAUCAUCAUGGAGAAAGUCGGCAUGCCGGUGAACUUCAUCCAAGAGGGCGGCGGCAAUGGCGGCGGCAGCAACAACGGCAACGGAAACGGCGGCGGCGACUACUACGGCGGCGGAGGCCCGCAGGGCGCCGCCUGGGGCUACAACCCGCACUGGCACCAGCCCAACAACCAGCCGCCACAGCAGCAGCAAGUGAACAUCAACCCGAGCACAGGCCAGCCCGACUACUCGCAACAAUGGAUCGACUACUACCGCUCGCUGGGGCUCGUGAGAGAAGCGGAGGCGAUAGAGCAGCAGGCUAAACAACAGCAGCAAGGUGGAGCCGGCAACGGCGCCCCCGGCCCCGCCGGCCCCGCCGCCGCCGCGCCCGGCCCCGCGCCCUCGCCCGCGCCCGCCGCCGGCGCCGACUACAGCGCGCAGUGGGCCGAGUACUACCGCAGCAUCGGCAAGCUCAAGGAGGCCGAGGCCAUCGAGCAGCAGAUCAAGAUGAAGGUAACUAGCUCGUCCACCUUACCCCGGCCCCGCGCCCUCGCCCGCGCCCGCCGCCGGCGCCGACUACAGCGCGCAGUGGGCCGAGUACUACCGCAGCAUCGGCAAGCUCAAGGAGGCCGAGGCCAUCGAGCAGCAGAUCAAGAUGAAGGUAACUAGCUCGUCCACCUUACC